GUGAAAGUGAGGUACGAGGGAAUGCUGCGAUCAUCGCUGUGACGUGAGCUGACUGUAACAUCACCGACUCCAUAUUGCCUUGGAAUGGUGACAAGCCAAUCCAAACAUCAUCGUGAGUCGUGACAAUGAUUCCGACGCCAAAGCUGUCGCACUUGACUAGUGAAGAUUACAAUGAUGUCUAUGAGCCUGCAGAGGAUACAUUCUUGUUAAUGGAUGCUCUAGAGGCUGACAUUGAACUCAUCAAGAAAUUAAGGCCAAGUUUAUGUUUAGAAGUUGGGUCUGGAUCAGGAGCUGUUAUAACCUUUCUUGCAAAUGUACUUGGAAAUUCUGCUCUUUAUUUGUGUACAGAUGUAAAUAUGCGGGCUGCGUUCACUUCUCUAAAGACUGGACUAGCCAACAGUGUCGAUGUGCAACCAGUCCUGACCGACCUUGUUUCUUGCCUGGAAUCAAGACUGCAAGAAAAGGUAGACAUUCUCCUGUUCAAUCCUCCAUAUGUUGUCACCCCUUCUGAUGAGGUUGGUGGUAGAGGCAUAGAGGCAUCGUGGGCUGGAGGCACCAAUGGCAGAGAGGUGACUGACAGAUUGCUGCCUCUCAUUGGCAAGCUACUGUCCAGAACAGGGCUUUUUUAUCUGGUCAUUAUCAAGGAGAAUAUACAAGACGAGAUUGAGGAGGAGAUGAGGAGGCAGGGACUUCACAUGGCGGUGGUGCUGUCACGACGCAGUGGACCGGAGCAGCUGCGUGUGCUGCGCUUCUCUCGUGCUAGCGACCCUGUACCAGUGCACUGACACAUUUGUCUGCGGGGAAUACUAUACUGGAGAUAUCUCACUCACCAGCGUUAGUGGACACGAGUUUAUUACGUGCAGGAGAUGAGCAAAGCGCGCGAGUGAAUGUUGCUCAUAGAAGGGAAAGCGCGCGAGUGAAUGCUACUUAUACCAGGGAAAGCAUGUAAGAGAAUGUUCUGCUUACAGAAAGGAAAGUACACGAGUGAAUACUGCUCACAGAAGGAAAAGAGCAUGAGUGAAUAAUGCUUACAGAAGGGAAAACGCAUGAGUGAAUACUGCUUACAAAAGAUAUGGAAUACAGAGGAUAAAGAGUGCAUUCAUGAAAGAGAAAGAAUGCUGCUUACAGAGAAUGGGGUGGCAGAAAUAAACUUGCUGCUUACAAAAGAUCGAAAACAGGUCAAUGUCUUGUCAGCAGGAUAGGAGGAAUGUGUUUUUUACUAAUGGAUAAUUAGCAUGUCAACAUUGUUUUCUUUCCAAGUGUUCAUAUUGCACUCACCCAAUUUUAAAUACUGUGAUAGGGCGGAUUUGUGCAAUAUAGCAAUCUGCUAAGUUACUUUGUAAUCAAGGUCUGGCAAGGUGUUUCAAUAAAAAUGUGACCUAUAAAUUUGAUCAUCAUU
This is a messenger RNA of Priapulus caudatus, 1399 nucleotides long. Its product is annotated as hemK methyltransferase family member 2-like. The record is from RefSeq and is a predicted model, not a curated record. The transcript has 7 exons. The coding region runs from base 126 to 785 and encodes 219 amino acids. NCBI's taxonomy places the organism in Eukaryota, Metazoa, Priapulida, Priapulimorpha, Priapulimorphida, Priapulidae. Gene Ontology annotation, biological process: methylation. Gene Ontology annotation, molecular function: nucleic acid binding; S-adenosylmethionine-dependent methyltransferase activity; protein methyltransferase activity. Gene Ontology annotation, cellular component: eRF1 methyltransferase complex.